Messenger RNA from Archocentrus centrarchus (flier cichlid), 418 nucleotides. RefSeq names its product ly6/PLAUR domain-containing protein 2-like. The record is from RefSeq and is a predicted model, not a curated record. Lineage: Eukaryota; Metazoa; Chordata; Actinopteri; Cichliformes; Cichlidae. Bases 86 to 367 code for a protein of 93 amino acids. The transcript has 4 exons.
GGCUAAUGAAGGGCUAUAAAAAGAGUGAGGAGGCAGAGAGGAGGUACACAGCAACCUGCACAGGUUCACAAGGCAUCAGAAGAACAUGAAGGUGUGUGCCUUUGCUCUCCUGCUCCUGGUGGCUGCCACCUAUGGUGAGGCCCUGCAGUGUCUAACCUGUGUCCAUGAGGCUCCUGACAGCGGGGACUGCGAGGAGACUUUGGAGACAUGUCCUCCAGAGAUGGAUGCCUGUGCCAAAGUUACCUACCCAGCUCCUGAUGAGAACACUUUCCACAAGUCCUGCUUCAAAAUGCUGGAGUGUCUGAAGCUGGGAGUGACCGAGGGGCUGAAGGUCACCUGCUGCAACUGGGACAGCUGCAACAAAUAAGACCGGACAAUUAGAUACUCCACCCACUUCAAAUGGCAAUAAAGUUUAUGA